AAGAGAACUUGCGGAAGACAUUGUGAAAUUUGUGUGGGAUAAAGUACUUCAAGCACCUCUCGAAAUUGAGUCUGAAAUGUCUAACAGAGACUUUGAAGCAUUUCAAGCAACAAGCCAAGCCAUGGAGAAGGUCAUGAUGGCACUAAAAGAUGAUAAGGCUGCUGUCAUCGGGGUGUAUGGAAGGGGAGGCAUCGGAAAGACAACUCUAGUGAAACAUGUUGGUUCACAAGCCAAAAAAGAUAAACUUUAUGAUCAAGUGAUUGUGGUUGUCAUAUCUCAAAGCCCCGACUUGAGAAAUAUUCAAGGCACAUUGGCAGAUUUGCUUGGCUUGAAUUUGGAGAAUAAAUCAGAAUUUGAAUUUGGAUAUGAAAGAGCAGUUAAAAGAGCCGUUAGAUUGAAGGAGGGGAUAAUGAGAGGAAAUAGGAUCCUCAUAAUCUUGGAUGACCUUUGGAAAAGAAUAGAAUUGUCAGCCAUAGGAAUUCCAAGCUGUUAUGAGCUUCAAAAAUGCAAUUCGAAGGUCCUACUUACUACAAGGAGAUUAAAUGUUUGUCAACAUCUUAUCAGAAGAAGAUUCUUUAAAAUUGUUUGUGAAGAUAGCAAGAAAGUCUUCUGACAUAUCAAACAGUUUCUACGAUGCAGCAAGGAAGGUAGCUAGAGAAUGUGCUGGUCUUUCAGUUGCGUUGAUAGCAGUUGCAAGAGCACUUGCAGAUAAGGACUUGGACGACUGGAAAGAAGCAGCUCGGCGACUAAAAGCGGCUCAUCCUAGCAACCCUGAAGAUAA
Rosa chinensis is the source of this 781-nucleotide messenger RNA. RefSeq names its product probable disease resistance protein At1g61300. Lineage: Eukaryota; Viridiplantae; Streptophyta; Magnoliopsida; Rosales; Rosaceae. The coding region runs from base 77 to 613 and encodes 178 amino acids. The record is from RefSeq and is a predicted model, not a curated record. Gene Ontology annotation, molecular function: ATP hydrolysis activity; ADP binding. The transcript has 2 exons.